UCGUGACGUCAGACGUUCCGUACGCUAUCAAAAUGACGGCGCACGUGCGGUAACUCCAUGCCUUGCAGCCGAACGCAUGACAAUGCGUGAAACCAAAGUUAAACAAAGCGCGACAUUUAUCUGUUCGUUUCCCGACUGUAAGGCGUCGUACAACAAAACAUGGAAGCUAGAAGCGCAUCUCUGCAAACAUACAGGGGAGAGGCCGUUUAAGUGCGAGUAUAACGGGUGUAGCAAAUCGUUCUGCACGAAAUACCAUCUUGCUCGUCACGCGCUGACACAUACCGGCGAUAGACCUUACAGAUGCACGGAGGACGGGUGCGACGAAGGAUUUACCACCAACUCCAACUUGAAGAAACACGUUUCGCGGAUCCACAGACAAGAGACUAAACAGUACAUUUGCGCGUUUGAAGGAUGUGGCAAAGCGUUCAAGAAAAAUAACCAGCUGAAAAGCCACGAGUGUACACACACCCAGCUGCUACCGUUCCUGUGUUUACAUGAAGGCUGUGGGAGACGGUUUUCACAACUCGGUAAACUGAAGCGUCAUGAGAAGGUGCACAAAGGCUAUUCUUGCGCUGAGGAGGGCUGUUCAUUUGUGGCAAAGAACUGGACGGAGAUGACGAACCACAAAAAAGUUCAUAUUGUCAGGGUACAGUGUGAUCAGUGUCAGAAAACGUUCAGGGACAGCUGGUUCCUUAAGCAACAUCAGCGUGUUCACUCUGAAAAGCGCGUCGUGUUCCACUGCCCCAGAGAUGGAUGUAGCCGCUCAUACACCACUGCCUUCAACCUGCAGAGCCACAUCCUGUCUUUUCACGAAGAGCAGCGCUCCUUCAUCUGCACUCACCCUGGCUGUGGGAAGUCUUUUUCCAUGAAGCAAAGUUUACUGCGCCAUGGUGUCGUUCAUGAUCCUGAAAAGAAACAGAUGAAAGCCCGCCCAAAACGCUCCCUGGCAUCCCGUCUGAGUGGCCACAAACCAAAAAACAAACGUCAAUCAAAGGCGCAUUCAGUUCUUUGACCGAAGCCAGCUGAAGGACACACAUAGCAGCACGACCUCCACGAACCACGGAAGGUUUUGAAAUAAAGCCAACAGGCACCGAUAUCCUCUCCACCAUUUGUGUCAAGACUUUGUCCUGUUUAGAAGAAAAUAUGAAACUUCUGAAAUCUGUUUGGUAGCAGUGGAUUUGUACCUGUGCCCAUUUUCAAAGCGGCACUGCUCUCACUGCUUUCUCUAAUUAAUAAUAAAUGUUAUUGUGUUGGUUGUACAUUUUUAAACAUGCAAUGAAUGUGUAAAAAUGAACUGUAAACUUUGUAAUCACUCUUAAUAUUUCCAGUGUAUAAGGAUCAGUGGCACCCAACUUUAAGCAAUGUUUCAGGGACAACAUAGAU
Molecule: messenger RNA, 1383 nt
Organism: Puntigrus tetrazona (Sumatra barb)
Lineage: Eukaryota; Metazoa; Chordata; Actinopteri; Cypriniformes; Cyprinidae
Gene: gtf3aa
Product: general transcription factor IIIAa
Exons: 10
Coding region: 77-1012 (311 amino acids)
Cellular component (GO): nucleus
Source: RefSeq, a predicted model, not a curated record